CAUUUAGCGGCGGCUGUCCCCACCGCUCGCUCUUUCGCUCCCUCCUUAGCCCGCUUCACUUCGUGGAUUACGCCCGCCGGCUCCCAGCCUUUGAUGCCACAAGUAAACAAACCUCGCAUGUCGCCUUCUGCUGGGUCCUGGUGUGUUCCACUUUCUAUAGAUUCGGCGUUUAGUGUGCACCUGCGGAGGUCUUGGAAGCCUGAUGAACUCGUCUUUUUCAGUUUCCUGGAACCCUCUGCUGUGGUCCUCGUGAUAAGAGUGACCUUUUUGGCCUGCUCUCCCCAGCUCUUUUACAGUCCUCAUGGGGAGGAACCAUCUCUGUUCUUUUGUGCUGUAAUCAUCCUUCCUGAUCUCUCUAAAACGUGCUGUUUACAAAACUCCUUUGCAGCUAUUUUCUCACAUACCCCACAGCAGCCCCACAAGGUGUUCACUCCAUUUUGUCCACGAAAAAACUGAGGCUCAGGGGGAUUUUGUCCUUUGUCUGUGGGCAUGAAGCUGCUGAGUGGUGGAGCUGGACUGGAAUCUAGGCCUUUCUUCCCUUCCACAGUGCCCCGCACACAGCAAACCCACAGAACAACUGACACGCAUGUGACAGUCACUGUGGACAUCAGUGACAUUCCCAAGAGAGGCACCAAGAAAUCUCUUCCCUGUCUGAGGUUUCCCAGACAGAUAGAGUAGUAUCAGGCCCAGAGCCCCAGAGUCCUGGCUGCCAGCCGCAGGCCCCCUCUCUUGGUCAGGGAAAGAGGUUGCCUAGGAAAAGCUGGGGAUUACACAGCUAAUCCGGGCUCAGACCUGAGUCCUCAGAUCCCUCCCUUUGGGGCAGAAGAAGGGGGGCAGGUCAGAGCCAGCGGGUGGAUUCCUUCCUCAUCUGUCUCUAACUGGGUCAAAGGAAUACAGGCCGAGGGAGAGGCAGGUUGGGGAUGCUGGGGACAGGAGAUGCUGGGCAUGGGGGGGGAUGGAAAAUGGAGAGUGAGGGAAGGAUCCUCUGUUCAUUCAGUGCCAGGCUCUGGGCCAAGCACUUGCCAUGUGUUACCUCCUUAAUCCUCCAAAACUCCAGCCUCAGGAAUGAUGAGCCCUGUUUUCAGAAGCAGGGUAUCAGCAUUGCUGAGUGGCCUGCCCAGGAUGACACAACUGCCAGAACUCGGCCUGAGGUCUCCUAACAACAAAUCCCCCACUGGUCCCCACCCACUGGAGCACCUACUUGCCAGGCUUCUCAAGCGAAGAAGGAGAUCCACUCCGAUGUCAUCUCCCAGGAGCCUUCUCUGCAGCAUCUCAGGUCCUGGCUGUCACCUCCUCAGCACCCAUCCCAUCCUGUGUCACUCUGUGUAUCAGCCUCCCCAGCCAGCCUCCAGGCCACAAGCCAAGAGGUAUCAAGGGCUCCUCCCUGUCCCACUGGCCCCACAUCCACUGUGUCUAUCUGGUCAACUUUACCUUCCAAACAUUCCCUGCACAGUGAUAGAUGGCUGUGGCCCUGUCAUCUCUCACCUGAAAUUAACAAUGUAUCCUUGGGGCCUCCCACCCUCACAUGUUGGCUCCUCCAGCCCCUUCUCUGCAAACAUGGAACAGUGGGAUUAUUAUAAAUCUCAGACCCGUUUUGCCCCUUUCCUGCCUGAGAGUUUUUGUGGUUCCCCACUGCCCUCAGAACAAAGCUCAAGACCCUUUGGCCUGGCAUUCAAGGUCCUUUGUGCAGCCACCUGUCAACCUCCCCAGUUCCAGCUCCUCUGGCUUUGCCCAUACAAGCUGGAUCUGCACCAGAGGAUCUGUCUUCCUCCCAACUUGGCCCUAGUCCUCCUAGGAGCCCUUUGGACGUCACGUCCCCCAGGAAGCUUUCUGCAACCACCCUACAACCGUCCCUAUAAACUUUAUAAAACCAAUUAGGGAAGAAGUAGGGGGAAAAGAUGAAAAUAAACCAAGCCUGCAGCAUACUCAGCAUUCAUCAUGAGGUCAGCUGCUCUCUGACCUGCUUCCUCAUGGCUGGUUGGUGCCUGUUGUC
Molecule: messenger RNA, 1993 nt
Organism: Gorilla gorilla gorilla (western lowland gorilla)
Lineage: Eukaryota; Metazoa; Chordata; Mammalia; Primates; Hominidae
Exons: 2
Coding region: 1066-1878 (270 amino acids)
Source: RefSeq, a predicted model, not a curated record